AUGAGCUCCCCGACCAGUCAUACAACUGGUUCGAAGGCCCCACAUUCUCCAAAAGAAUGGGAAACAAUCCCCGCAUAUGCGAGCAACAGAGAUGAGACCAAGACCGAUGAUCGAGGGUCAUCUGUGUGGAGCUUGGAGGGCUCUGACCAUGUCUUUCCCAUUCGGUCAGUGGUUUCUGUCAAACCGACUGCCACCCGAGCCAAUUCAACGCCAGAACCCAGCCAGCCACCUUUGCCAAUGCCAGCACAACCAACUUAUAUCAACCUCGGAGUUUCAGAGACUACCCUAGCUACCACCGCAAACCCCACCAAGAUUGAAACUAGCCCCGACUCAUCCGCAACCGAUUCAAUCCCCCGCCCCGAGCCCCAUCCCUUUAUCACCUCGCGGCAUGGGCAUGUGCUAACGGAGAGUGGUCACAGUGUGACCAUCGGUGGUAGGCAGAUACUGCAGCGCUGUGAGGAUGAACCAAUUCGUAUCCCAGGCGCGAUCCAAAGCUUUGGGGUGAUCAUUGCUUUGCGGGAGGAGUCGCCUGACCAGCUUGUGGUGCGUGUGGUCAGUGAGAACUCGGAGCAGAUCUUCGGGUAUUCCGCUCAGCAGCUCUUCGCGCUGCACAGUUUCUUCGACAUCAUGAGUGAAAGUCAAACAACCACAUUCACGGAGCAUCUGGAUUAUGUUCGGGAUGAUGGGCAUGAUCUGGAUGCCGAUGGGCCUGAAGUCUUCCUACUGCCGAUUUUGUUGUCAUCCGGUGAAACCCGUCGAUUCUGGUGUGCGGCCCAUGUCAGCCAAGAGAAUAAAGACAUCAUAAUUUGCGAGUUCGAGCUUGAAGACGAUAGGUUGAAUCCCUUGAAUGUCGAAGACGAUCUGACCGGAACACCUUUGGCCACCACCCCCUCUAGUGAAGUCCCAACGAACAUCCUAGGCAUCAAGCCCACCCCAGCCCAGCUCACCGCAAGUACAGUCAGCUCUAGCCAGUCUUUCCGAGCUCUUCGUUAUGCCCGGCGCAGAAAAGGCGAAGCUGCGGCCAUGCAGAUUUUCAAUACCAUAUCUCCGAUCCAAGAACAGCUCAGCCUGGCGAAUGAUUCAGAAACAUUACUUGAAAUCACAGCAGGAUUAGUAAAGGAGUUGGUAGGCUUCCAUCGUGUACUAAUCUAUCAAUUCGAUAGCAAUUGGAAUGGAAAAGUCAUGGCCGAGUUAGUGGAUCCCCAGGUAACAGUAGAUCUCUACAAAGGCCUUCAUUUCCCGGCCUCUGAUAUACCGGCACAAGCUCGAGAGCUCUACAAGGUGAAUAGAGUCCGGCUCCUCUAUGACCGGGACCAUCCAACCUCGCGGCUGGUGUGUCGGACCUUGGAAGAUCUCGAAACUCCUCUGGACAUGACGCACGCUUACUUGCGUGCCAUGUCGCCAAUUCACACCCAGUAUCUGGCCAACAUGGGAGUGCGCUCAUCGAUGUCGGUCAGUAUUAAUGCUUUCGGUAAUCUUUGGGGUCUGAUUUCAUGCCAUUCAUAUGGCUGUACUGGCAUGCGUGUCUCUUUUCCGAUCCGAAAAUUGUGCCGCCUUGUGGGCGACACUGUGGCACGAAACAUCGAACGAAUUGAACGCGGAGUCAGUCUACAGGCCCAAAAUUUUGUGAAUGCCGUCCCCAAGGAGACGAACCCCGCCAGCUGUAUCGUCGCAUCCUCGGAUGAUUUGAUGCGGUUCUUAGGAGCUGAUUCCGGGGCUUUGUUGAUCAGGAAGGAAGUGAAGCUCUUCGGUGUCAGUUUUCACAUUGAGUGCACAUCCUCACAAGAAAUACUUGCUCUGCUUGAAUAUCUCCGUGCACGUCGAGUGACAUCUAUGCUCGUCUCACACGACAUCACCAAGGACUUCCCCGACUUUCAAUUUACCCUCGGAGUGAGAAACAUCUCAGGCUUGCUUUGCGUGCCACUUUCUACAACUGAAAAUCAAUUUCUGGUUUUCUUCCGUCGUGGCGAACUCACCACUGUCACUUGGGCGGGAAAUCCAUAUGAGAUCGCAAAGCGCAAACAGGUCGCCACCGGCAAUCAUUUAACACCCCGCCAGAGCUUCAACAGAUGGAGCGAAACUGUGCUUGCCCAGUCUCGCCAUUGGUCUGGAAAUGACAUCGCGACAGCGAAGAUGCUUGGAAUGGUGUAUGGAAGAUUCAUCGAUGUUUGGCGUCAGAAGGAGGUGAUGAAACGCAACACUCGACUCACGCGUCUGCUCGUGGCCAACUCAGCCCACGAGGUUCGCACCCCACUGAACGCGAUCAUCAACUAUCUCGAGCUUGCCCUGGAGAGCACCCUUGAUGACGAAAUCCGUGAGGGUCUGCUCAAAUCCCACUCUGCCUCCAAGUCCCUCAUUUACAUCAUCAAUGAUUUGCUUGACCUUACUACCGCCGCAGACCGCGAAACCAGCCAGCAGCUUGUCAACAAAGAUUCAUUUGACCUUCUCGCGACAUUCCAGGACGCAGCAGACAUGCUAGCUGGGGAAGCCGAGCGCAAAGGAAUCUCUUUCUCCUGUUCCAUGCAUCCCGGACUCCCAGACUUUGUGAUGGGUGACCAGCGUCGGGUGCGGCAGGUGUUCCUCAACAUAAUCUCAAAUGCCAUUCAAAACACAGAAUUCGGCUUUAUCAAAGUCGGACUAUGCCCAUCCAGUACGCAAAACACAAUGCCAGGCCAUGUGGCUGUCGAAAUGACAGUCACCGACACGGGUUCGGGCAUUUCGAAACCAGACCGCGAAAGAUUGGUUCAGGAGCUUGAGCAGGUCUCCGCCGAUGAUCAAUGCUCUGGUGAUGAAGCUGAUGGUGAGACAACGGCGAAAAUCAAGCAGAAGAAAAGCGUGCUGGGCCUCGGUCUAGCUUUGACUGCUCGGAUUGCCCACAAUAUGCAUGGGCAGCUCAUCUUCAAAUCCGAAGAAUCCAAGGGAAGUCAAUUCAAAGUAAAACUUCAAUUCAGAUGCCCGGAACAUCCUGCAGUCUUAGCCUCUCCGAGGGACCUUUUACUUCAAAGUACCAACCUCCCAGAGCCUUCAAUCGGAUCGGAGGCACAGGGCCACCCUCUGCUAGAUGCCCCUGACGAGCAUGAUGUCGAAGGCAAACAAGAAAGCCCCCAGGUGACUUGCAGUGGCACUCAACCAAGUGGAGUACACCUAUCUGAUCACCCGCUUGGUGGUCACUCAGAAGACUCGUCACUAGACGCAGAAAUUGCCAUUGACGACGGGAAUAUUCAGCAUUCAACGCAACCGCUUAGCCCGAGAUCUACCAAGGAAGAACCAAAGUCUAUGGGAAGGCAUUCGUCCGUUUCCGAGCUAUCAUCAACCUCGCCUGAUACCGGAAAGAGAAUCCCCAGAGAUAUACGGUCAUCAACACCUUCAUCUUCUGGAUUAGCUGCCUCCGAACAACGAACAAGCUCUCCUCAGUCAUGUGAAUCUAAUGUCCAGAUAUCUUCUCGAUCACGCAGUGUGCAGAGCGGUUCAUCUAACCCACGAAUAUUUUCGACGGUACCGGGCACUUCUGAUCAUUUGUCCAGUAUUGCCACGCCACACACGGAGCGUUCCCGAAGCUCUCUCGGUGGCGGGUUACGGGUUCUCGUCGCAGAGGAUGACCCAAUCAAUAGCAAACUCAUCAAAAAACGCCUUGAAAAGAUCGGCCACACAGUACUUCUAACAAAUAAUGGCGAAGCCUGCGUCAACGCAUUCUCCUCGGAACGAAAUGCGUACGAUGUAAUCCUGAUGGACAUUCAAGUUUGUCCACCCAAAAAAGCCAACACUUAUUUACCCGCUGCUCACCAAUCAUCAUUCCAGAUGCCAGUUGUUGAUGGCAUAACUGCAACCAAACUUAUUCGUGAACUGGAAGUCAAGUCCACUGAUGCUGAAUCCGAAAUAUUCACUCAGACCAGGCACGUCCCCAUAUUGGCAGUCUCGGCAUCCAUUGUGGAGACAAGCAAGGAUGUUUAUAUCGAUCAUGGGUUCGAUGGCUGGAUCAUGAAGCCGGUCAAUUUCGCUCGGCUUAAUGAACUUCUUGGCGAUGUGAAGAAUUCGCAAAUUGGAAAAGACAACAAGCCAUGGGAAUGGGAGAAUGGCGGGUGGUUCGAUGGGAGAUAA
This is a messenger RNA of Penicillium salamii, 4098 nucleotides long. NCBI's taxonomy places the organism in Eukaryota, Fungi, Ascomycota, Eurotiomycetes, Eurotiales, Aspergillaceae. The record is from the annotation of a GenBank genome assembly.